Molecule: messenger RNA, 2097 nt
Organism: Ictalurus furcatus (blue catfish)
Lineage: Eukaryota; Metazoa; Chordata; Actinopteri; Siluriformes; Ictaluridae
Product: aquaporin-8-like
Exons: 5
Coding region: 885-1688 (267 amino acids)
Biological process (GO): water transport; transmembrane transport
Cellular component (GO): plasma membrane
Molecular function (GO): water channel activity
Source: RefSeq, a predicted model, not a curated record
UAUGCUUCAACAUACAUGAUGAGAUGUAUUCAGUAAUGGUUUAUUAAUGUGCCAUCUCUGGCACUAACUUCUUAUUUAUCAUUUUAUUACUGCCGGUAGUCAUUAACUUGCAACCAAUAUUUCUUGUAUGCCCAUAUUUCUUUCAGGCAUAGAUGAUUAAUUUAUAUUUUUCUGGCAGAUAUACCUUCAGUUCAGUUGGUAGAAGUUUAGUUAAUGUGGAGAUUUCAGCAUCAGUUUCAGCUUUUCAAAAUGAAAACAAACCAACUUGAUGAUGAAAGAAGUUUAAAAUAGAUAAGGUAACUCAGAAUUUAAUCAUCUAAAUCAUUUCAGAAAUAUCUGAUUCUAUCUAUUGAUAAAUGUAAUGAUGUGAUAAGAAUAAUUGAAGAACUUUUUUGUCUAAGAAUGAAUUUCUCUCUUAGAGUACUACAGUUUUUGACUGAUACAUAUGCAGUUCAGGCACUAAUUUUUUGAUGCCAGUGGAGCUCAGUUUUAGUUUCAUCAUGCUGCUAUGUCACAUGGUGUAGUGCUGAUUGUCACAACUCUUUUAUAGCUGGCACAUAUUGCUGGUUGGCUUUCAUCCUAAAAUGCCUGACCUAACUGUAAUGUACUCACUUCAAAGUGAAAGCUCUAUUCAUGCAUCAUUUUAUUUCCAUUGUAAUACCCAUGUGACAUACUUUUACAAAUGUUCGUUGUACUCUAUAGCCUUGGAAUUAUCCAGAACUUUUGGUACAAACCAAUUAGCAUAAAAGUCAGUAUUAGUGGGUUCUACCACAUCCCACUUUGUACCUCCCUCCCUUCUUCUCUCCUCCUCCUUUCGUACAUGUUUAUCAGACCAGGAUUGCCCUAUUUAACUGUACUGCCAGCUCCAUCCAUCAACAGUCAGUAUGAGCACGCGCCAAUCAAAAACCAACUCAGACACAGACAUGUGUAACUCAGUUAGUGUGUUCGACAUAGAACCAGAGGAGGACGAGACCGUAAUCCACCGCUUGGUCAGUGUGUUUCAGCCUUAUAUCCAGCCCUGUAUAGCUGAACUGGUGGGAUCGACGCUUUUCAUCUUCACUGGCUGCAUGUCCGUCAUAGAGAAUCCGCAGGACACUGGGAGUCUGCAGCCAGCUCUAGCACAUGGCCUAGCACUCAGCAUCGUCAUAGCACUGUUUGGAGAGAUCAGUGGAGGUCAUUUCAACCCCGCUGUCUCUGUGUCUGUUUACCUGAUCGGGGGUCUUAAUGUCAUCUUACUGAUACCAUAUAUUCUGGCGCAACUGUGUGGUGGACUCAUUGGUGCAGGUCUGGCUAAAAGUAUCUCACUACCACAUAAUUACUACAAUGCAUCUGGUGGUGCAUUUAACACAGUCCAAGAGCGAGCUCAGAUUGAGCCUGCUGUUAUAGCUGAGAUAGUAAUGACGCUGUUCCUGACCAUGUCAGUGUGUAUGGGGGCAGUGAAUGGCAAGACACGUACCCUACUAGCUCCAUUCUGUAUUGGACUGACAGUUGCGGCUGAUGUCUUAGCAGGAGGAGCAGUCUCUGGAGCAUGCAUGAACCCAGCACGUGCUUUCGGACCAGCAGCAGUGGCAAAUUACUGGACAUAUCACUGGAUCUACUGGGUCGGGCCCAUGGCUGGUGCACUACUCACUGCUACUCUUAUUAGGUUGAUGCUGGGUGACAAGACGAUUAGAGUGAUACUGAAGUAACUUCACAAAGCUGGAAAAAAGUCACAGACAAAAAGUCAAUGUAAAAUAUAUCAAUAGUACUGCCAUUUCUGAUUGUCAUUUCUGAAUGAUUAAUCAUUCAUUUAAAUGUUGCUACUGCAUAAUAGUACAAAAUAGUACAUAAUGUAGUCAAUAGUAUAAAAUCUAAUACAGUAGAAUACAGUCAAAAGGUAUUUGUAUAUCUAAAUAGGGGGCAGUGGUGGCUUAGCGGUUGAGGCUCUAGGUUGCUGAUCGGACGGUCGGAGGUUCGGGCCCCAGCACUGCCAAACUGCCACUGUUGGGCCCUUGAGCAAGGCCCUUGACCCUUUCUGCUCCAGGGGCGCUGUAUCAUGGCUGACCCUGCGCUCCGACCCCAGCUUCCUGACAGGCUGGGGUAUGCAGAGAAAACCAU